UGCAUAUUUAAACGGAACUUCCUAACGACAACGCUAUCCGCAUCCGGCAGCGGACCAACGAAUUUCGGACGACCUCACCUGAAUCCUCUGCAAAAUUUUAAACCCGCGUUGGUCACCUGUCUUUCCACGGCCAGGACAAGCGCUUGGAUUAGUUCGUUUUAACACGAUUUUCUCCAAGUAACCGAAAUCCACCAUGUCUGUGAUACCAGGACCGAGUUACGCCGCCUGGUCCUCCCAGGGCAGCGGUUUCGGCAACCAAACAGUCGUGGACAAAGUACCCCCAGAGAUGCUCCACCUGAUCGACCCCCACUGGUACCAAUAUCCGCCCAUGAACCCUCUCUGGCACGGGAUCCUGGGAUUCGUCAUCGGAUGCCUCGGCUUCGUCUCCGUUGCCGGCAACGGCAUGGUCGUCUACAUCUUCACCACGACCAAGUCUCUUCGUACUCCAAGCAACCUCCUGGUCAUCAAUCUCGCCUUCUCUGACUUCCUCAUGAUGUUCUGCAUGUCUCCACCCAUGGUAAUAAACUGCUACUACGAGACCUGGGUCUUCGGGCCUCUAUUUUGCGAUAUUUACGCCAUGCUGGGCUCGCUCUUCGGGUGCACCUCGAUUUGGACGAUGACGAUGAUCGCCUUCGACCGUUACAACGUGAUCGUCAAGGGUCUCGCUGGAAAGCCACUGACCAUCAACGGUGCUCUCCUCAGGAUCCUGGGGAUUUGGCUCUUCUGCACCGGCUGGACCAUUGCACCCGCGCUCGGGUGGAGCCGAUACGUACCGGAAGGUAACAUGACCGCCUGCGGAACCGACUACCUCAACAAGGAUUGGCUCAGUCGCUCGUACAUCCUUGUGUACAGCUUCUACUGCUACUACUUGCCGUUCUUCCUCAUCUGCUACAGCUACUGGUUCAUCAUCCAGGCGGUGUCGGCCCACGAGAAGAACAUGCGCGAGCAGGCCAAGAAAAUGAACGUUGCUUCCCUGAGAUCGUCCGAGAAUCAGAACACCAGCGCCGAGUGCAAGUUGGCGAAGGUGGCCUUGAUGACGAUCUCUCUCUGGUUCAUGGCGUGGACCCCGUACCUGGUCAUCAACUACGCAGGCAUCUUCGAGACGAUCAAGAUCAGCCCACUUUUCACGAUCUGGGGUUCCCUCUUCGCCAAGGCGAACGCCGUCUACAACCCCAUCGUCUACGGCAUCAGCCAUCCGAAAUACCGAGCCGCCCUGUUCGCGAGGUUCCCAUCUCUCGCUUGCGGCGGCGGAGAGCCAGCUCCACAUGCGGAUGCGACGUCCACCGUUUCCGGCGUGACCACGGUCGCCGAGGGUGAGAAACCUGCGGCGUAAUAAAAUCCACCUGGCCAAGCUUCGUGACGAAUGACACCCUGAAACGCACGAAGUGAUUACCAAGAGAAACGACAAUACUCGCUAGGUUCAACGUCACCUUGAACACCGGCUGUACGUCGAACACUGCUGGCUGGACUCUACCGGUUGUGCUCACUUUCCUAACUCUUGUACAUACUGCAGUCUUGUAAAUACUUAACGAUGAAGAAAGGUCGAGGAACAUCUUCAAGGUGCCACAGGAGGAGGACGGCGUUGACGUCGUUCUGGCGCCGAGACGCGACGGACUUUCCUCAAGAUCUGGGGAUUAAACACGGUCUUGUCAAAUUGUAAUUACACUCUUCGAGGGAAGGGAACACACGCGACCGGGAAUUAAAUUGACGGGAAUAUGGGUAACCAGAAUCUGGCAAACAUUGGCAAGUUGCCUUUGCACCUUACAUAGCGGACGAUAUCCCGGUCUGCCCACUCUGGGCUUUGGGAUUCGUCUAUCACCACUAUUCGAAUCGGUUUCCGGCUCUCACGUGGAGCGAAUCGCGCGAACGGCCGUAUGGAAGGUGCAAAGUAAUUGUCUUACUUUGCAACAGGUAUUCUACUUUACCUUUAUUUAACGAAUCAACUCGGGCGACAGGAGCAUCUCUAUUUCAUUUUGUAAGCUUAAAUAAACAUGGCAAAGCAGCUUGA
Orussus abietinus is the source of this 2008-nucleotide messenger RNA. RefSeq names its product rhodopsin. Gene Ontology annotation, biological process: visual perception; phototransduction; G protein-coupled receptor signaling pathway. The coding region runs from base 194 to 1333 and encodes 379 amino acids. Gene Ontology annotation, cellular component: membrane. Gene Ontology annotation, molecular function: G protein-coupled receptor activity. The transcript is spliced from 6 exons. The record is from RefSeq and is a predicted model, not a curated record. Lineage: Eukaryota; Metazoa; Arthropoda; Insecta; Hymenoptera; Orussidae.